GCGAGGAUCAAAUGUUUUUCAUGUCGGCUGAAUAGAAGAAAAGAAAAAACGCGUUUGUUGUUUGAGAACGAGGCGAGCAGAAGUCUGGGCGAAGACGAGCUAGUUAGCUGACUGUCUGCUUGGGAGAUGGAGGAGCAGGAGAGAGCUAUGGAAGAGGAUGCUCUGGACUCAAAGCCUCCACUGACCACUGAAGAGGAUGAGCCCAAACACACCGUCCUCCACGGGUCUCAUAUCACUGAAACACAACAGGAGCCCAGGGAACCUGCACCUGAAGAGAAUGAGACGAAGCCACGGUUCUCCGAGCUGCUUGUUAUCAACAGCCUAGCUCCUCCAGACAGCUGGGAACACACUGAUAUCAAACUUGAGGAACUGACAAAGACAGAAAUGCUGAUACUGUCACAGACAGAGAAUCAGGCAGCGAUACAGACACAGGACCAGACACAGACAUUAUCACAGACAGAUGAGUUUAUCAUACUUGAUCAGAAUGGGCAGCCCCUACAGUGUGAACGCAUGGUGCUAGUGACCAGUCAGUCAGACAACGGAGAGAUGUAUGUUAUCCCCUCUAAUCAGCUAGGAGGGGCUCAGGUGUUACUUCCUAGAGGACACCUACUGGACAUCAUAGACCCUACAGGAUCCUGCGGGGAGAAGACUGCUGAUGAGAAAGAGCUUCACACCAUCACGUUAACAGCUGUUACGGAUGACAGCGGCAGUUUGACUAUAGUACCAUCGGCUGUUACGGAUGACAGAGGCAGUUUGACUACAGUACCAUCGGCUGUUACGGAUGACAGAGGCAGUUUGACUACAGUAACAUCGGCUGUUACGGAUGACAGCGGCAGUUUGACUAUAGUACCAUCGGCUGUUACGGAUGACAGCGGCAGUUUGACUAUAGUACCAUCGGCUGUUACGGAUGACAGAGGCAGUUUGACUACAGUACCAUCGACUGUUACGGAUGACAGAGGCAGUUUGACUACAGUACCAUCGGCUGUUACGGAUGACAGAGGCAGUUUGACUACAGUACCAUCGGCUGUUACGGAUGACAGAGGCAGUUUGACUACAGUACCAUCGGCUGUUACGGAUGACAGAGGCAGUUUGACUACAGUACCAUCGACUGUUACGGAUGACAGAGGCAGUUUGACUACAGUAACAUCGGCUGUUACGGAUGACAGAGGCAGUUUGACUACAGUACCAUCGGCUGUUACGGAUGACAGAGGCAGUUUGACUACAGUACCAUCGACUGUUACGGAUGACAGAGGCAGUUUGACUACAGUAACAUCGGCUGUUACGGAUGACAGCGGCAGUUUGACUACAGUAACAUCGGCUGUUACGGAUGACAGCGGCAGUUUGACUAUAGUACCAUCGGCUGUUACGGAUGACAGAGGCAGUUUGACUACAGUAACAUCGGCUGUUACGGAUGACAGCGGCAGUUUGACUACAGUAACAUCGGCUGUUACGGAUGACAGCGGCAGUUUGACUACAGUACCAUCGGCUGUUACGGAUGACAGCGGCAGUUUGACUACAGUACCAUCGGCUGCGGCUAAGAGCUCGGCACAGAGCUCUCAGGUCUGUUUCACCUCUCUGAAACCUCUCCCAGCCAACGCCCCCAACUGGGCCCUGAGGCUUCAUAAUGCUGAGAAGAUAGGUGACUCAUACCGUGGCUACUGUAACACCGACACAGAGCUGGAGACCAUCCUCCUGCUCCACAAGCAGCAGACCAACAGUGUGUUUGGGACACGCCAGUCCCCCUCCCCUGCCAAACCUGCCAGCCGCCUGAUGUGGAAGUCCCAAUACGUACCUUACGAUGGUGUCCCUUUUGUCAAUGCAGGCAGUAGAGCUAUAGUGAUGGAAUGUCAGUAUGGUCCAAGGAGGAAAGGCCUCCAGCCCAAGAAGACUGCAGAGCAGAACAUCAGUCCGAACAUUGAUUACAAAGCUACAUGCCCUGCCAGGAUCUAUAUCAAGAAGGUGUGUAAGUUUCCUCAGCACCGGGUGCCUACGGAUCCUAAGGUAGACAAGAGGGUUGUUCGUCAGGAACAGGAGAAAGCUUUCUUCAACCUCCGGAAGACCCUGUGGGACGUGGGCGGAGUCCUGAGGUACUACAUGCAGCUCCCCACCCAGAAAGCUCACCUCUAUCAUGACAUGGAGGCUCUCCUCCUGCCUCCUCCUCCAGACCUCCUCUUCCUCCCCAUGGAGGAGGAGGUGAAGCAGGAGGAGGAGGAGGAGAGGGGAUGUGUCUGUGAUGAAGGUGCGGAGGAUGGUGGAACCAUGCCAUCUCGUCUCCACCCCAGGGUGGCAGAGAAGAUCAGGGAGUUGGUUGAGCAGGGGUACCAUCAGGUGUACCAGGUCCGCAAACAGCUCAGGCGGUUUGUGGAGCGGGAGAUGUUUAAAUCAGAGGAGGUCCCAGAGAGACAUAACCUCUGCUACUUCCCAACAGUCAACGACAUAAAGAACCACAUCCACGAGGCCCAGAAGACCUUCCAGCAGGGGGGGGUCAUCACUGAUAUAACACAGUGGACUGAAGUGGACCCAAUGACUGUGACUCUGACCCUCACGCCAGCCCCUGCUGAAGUCUGUUCAGGUGCCUUCCAGAGAGUAGGAGUGUUGGAGGGGACUGACACGUUCAUUCCUGAGGCCGUACAGCUCUUCAGCUCCCUGCAACCCAAGAUCUUUGCCCAGCUACAGGGUAUCCAGCUCCAACCAGGCCUGUGUUCUUUUGACGGAGGUCUGUCUCAGUCGUCUACAGUCACUACAGACUUCCUGGAGCUGCCCAGCCCCCCACAGCCCCUCCUGGUCAGCCCCACACAGUUCCUCCAGUCCAGCCCCUCUCUGGGGGAAGCUAUGACCCUAGCUGACCCCUCAGUGGUUCUGGGCAUGGGUCAGGUGGUCAUGGUGUCAUCGUUAGGGGACGGACAGGUGGUCAGCGUGUCAUCUCUAGGGGACGAGAGCGUGGGGACACACCAGAUACUGUUGGAGGACGGACAGACCAUCCCUUUCCAGAUAGUGGCUCCUGCUAAUAUUGCUCUGAACAGUCCAGUUGAGGUCAAGGAGGAGGAGAUGAGGACGGAGGAGGACACUGUCAACCCUGUAGAUUGACACCAGGCCCUACAGGGGUUGUACUCCAGGUACCCCAGGGUUGUACUCCAGGGGUGUAUGUCAUUCCUCACAGGGGUGUAUCUCGUUCCUCACAGGGGUGUAUCUCAUUCUUCACAGGGGUGUACUUCAGCCCUCACAGGGGUGUACUUCAGCCCUCACAGGGGUGUGCUUCAGCCCUCACAGGGGUGUGCUUCAGCCCUCACAGGGGUGUGCUUCAGCCCUCACAGGGGUGUGCUUCAGCCCUCACAGGGGUGUACUUCAUUCCUCACAGAGGUGUAUCCCAUCUUUACCAUAUACUUACUGUAAGAGCGGUUGGUUUUACCUCAGGACGGUCAUGUUUAUUGAUCACGUUUAUUGUACAAUUGACUGAAAGUGCAAUUUAUCCAGUGUUUUCUCCUUGUCAUGCUUUUUGCUAUCAUCACGAGGAUCUUGUUUGCUAUCGCUUUAACAUCAUGGAAUCCAACGAAUAUUGUAUAAUUAUAGAUAAAAAAAUAAAAAAAGACAACUAGGAGAACCCUGGAUGUAUCAGGUUAAUAUCAUGUGUAUAUAUUAGUGCAUAGUCUUUUUAAUAGAUCUGAACCCUGUUGCAUAGUCUUUUUAAUAGAUCUGAACCCUGUUGCAUAGUCUUUUUAAUAGAUUUGAACCCUGUUGCAUAGUCUUUUUAAUAGAUCUGAACCCUGUUGCAUAGUCUUUUUAAUAGAUCUGAACCCUGUUGCAUAGUCUUUUUAAUAGAUUUGAACCCUGUUGCAUAGUCUUUUUAAUAGAUCUGAACCCUGUUGCAUAGUCUUUUUAAUAGAUCUGAACCCUGUUGCAUAGUCUUUUUAAUAGAUCUGAACCCUGUUGCAUAGUCUUUUUAAUAGAUCUGAACCCUGUUGCAUAGUCUUUUUAAUAGAUCUGAACCCUGUUGCAUAGUCUUUUUAAUAGAUCUGAACCCUGUUGCAUAGUCUUUUUAAUAGAUCUGAACCCUGUUGCAUAGUCUUCUGAGAUGUACUUCAAUGAAGGUUUAUUUUAUUUGUUUAAAUUAAUUAAUUCAUUAAGUUUAUUUCUUAAUUCAAUUGUUUUAAGUGGUUUACGGACUAUUCUAUUCAUUUGCCAAUAAAGAUCCAUCCAGUCUA
Oncorhynchus kisutch (coho salmon) is the source of this 4202-nucleotide messenger RNA. RefSeq names its product calcium responsive transcription factor (gene carf). Bases 127 to 3087 code for a protein of 986 amino acids. Gene Ontology annotation, molecular function: DNA-binding transcription factor activity, RNA polymerase II-specific; RNA polymerase II cis-regulatory region sequence-specific DNA binding. The record is from RefSeq and is a predicted model, not a curated record. The transcript has 15 exons. Gene Ontology annotation, biological process: regulation of transcription by RNA polymerase II. NCBI's taxonomy places the organism in Eukaryota, Metazoa, Chordata, Actinopteri, Salmoniformes, Salmonidae. Gene Ontology annotation, cellular component: nucleus.